Messenger RNA from Dermatophagoides farinae (American house dust mite), 339 nucleotides. Lineage: Eukaryota; Metazoa; Arthropoda; Arachnida; Sarcoptiformes; Pyroglyphidae. The record is from RefSeq and is a predicted model, not a curated record.
AUGACAGGUGGAUAUCGUUUACCAGCAAAAUAUAUAAUCCAUUGUGUUGGCCCAAUUGGAGAGAAACCUGACCUACUCGCAAGUUGUUAUCAACAUGCAUUGGAUAUGUUACGUGAUAAUCAAUUACGUUCAAUUGCAUUUCCAUGUAUAUCUACGGGAAUAUUUGGUUAUCCAAAUGAAAAUGCAGCUAAUAUUGCAUUGGAUACUAUACGAAAAUGGUUGGAAAAUCCAUCAAAUCUUCAAUCAAUUGAUCGAAUAAUAUUCUGUUUAUUUCUCGAAAAAGAUAUUGACAUUUAUAAUCGUUUAAUUGGAGAAUAUUUUCCAUUAAUCGACAAAUAA